AUCUCUCUCUCUCUCUCUCUAAACCCCAACACCGAUCUCGUUACCCAACCCCAAUUGAACCCUAGGGUUUGCAUCGCCGCCGGAAAACACGGAUUGGGUGGCUCGGCCUUAGGCUCUCUUGGGUUGCUUUCCCCUCCGCUUCUUCGAGGGUCACCGGAGCUCGUCGGAGUUGAAGGAAGGGCCCGAUCAUGGGAAGGUUAUCGUUUUCAGAUUAGUUGAGUUUCUCCGUCAGUCGCCGGAGCUCAUCGCCGGACUUGAAGGAAGUUGGGUUGCUAGAGCUCGCCGGAGUUCACGGAAGGGUCUGAUCAUCAGAAGGGUGAAGGGUGAUAGGUAGGUGAGGCUGCCUUUGAGAGCUAAAUACACCGACCAUUCUCCGUUCAGGUGCCUCUCACCAAUGGAGUUGAAGAUCAUACAGGCCAUGGCCCUCAUGCUGAGCUACAUCGUCUUCUGCAUCACUGUCAACUGGACAAGAAAUGUCUCUUGGGUUAGUCCAUCUGAGAAAUUUUUUUUUGGAUUCCUUCUCGUCAUAGGAUUUGGAGUGUCAGAAGGAAUCGAGUAUUUUAUGGGUUUUCUUGCUAUCAUCAUCUCCAAGAUAACCAAGAAGAACAGUAGUAGAUACAUGAAGGGCAUGAUGGUCAUCUUAUUGACUUUGAUGGUGGUCAUCACCACACUAUGUAUUAGUGUGAAAUUGUUGUUGUUGCUGCUAAGGAUUGAAGUUUUGCAGCCUUUUUUCGGAGCAGUGUCUGAAGAUUUCAUCAAAAGGUACUGCUUGGUUGGUGUUCCUGUAUUUUAUCUGUGGUCUAUGGCUUUUGGGAGAUUUAUGUACUACUUGGAGGAUGCCACUUUCAGAGACAACAAGAGAGAAAAUGAUGCAGGUCUUACCAGAUCUGAGUUUAUCCUGAUGGGGUUAAAGAAUAUGGGGAGGGUGACCGAUGCGGAGAUACAUCAACUACAGUCACGGUACAAUGAGGAGAGAAGACGGAGAUGAAUUUUCUGUUGUGGUUGUUUAAUCAAGCUAACAUGUCUGAGUUCUAUGUACUGAGAUAUAUUUGUAGUCACUUUUCUGAUGUCUGAAGAUUUGAUGAAAUGUAUUUCUCAUGUCUGUUAAUUUGUCUUUACCAACAAUAGCUUUAUAUUUUGAGACUUGAUUUUCAGAUUA
Messenger RNA from Dioscorea cayenensis subsp. rotundata (Guinea yam), 1159 nucleotides. RefSeq lists its product as uncharacterized. The transcript has 6 exons. The record is from RefSeq and is a predicted model, not a curated record. NCBI's taxonomy places the organism in Eukaryota, Viridiplantae, Streptophyta, Magnoliopsida, Dioscoreales, Dioscoreaceae. Bases 395 to 988 code for a protein of 197 amino acids.